UAGAGUUCCGUACCCAAAGGGUAAAACGGGACCCUAUUACUAAGACUCCGCUGUCCGUCCGUCCGUCUGUCACCAGGCUGUAUCUCACGAACCGUGAUAGCUAGACAGUUGAAAUUUUCACAGAUGAUGUAUUUCUGUUGCCGCUAUAACAACAAAUACUAAAAACAGAAUAAAAUAAAGAUUUUAGUGGGGCUCCCAUACAACAAACGUGAUUUUUGACUGAGGUUAAGCAACGUCGGGCGGAGUCAGUACUUGGAUGACCGUUUUCUUUUUUGCCGUUUUUUGCAUUAUGGUACGGAACCCUUCGUGCGCGAGUCCGACUCGCACUUGCCCGGUUUUUGAGUUUUAUAAUGUUUUCCGAGCAAAGCUCGGUCUCCCAGAUAUUAUUGUUAACAGUGCAAUACUUAACAUAUUUCAGAUAACAAUAUAUCCCUCGAAUUAAUGAAAUGUAUGAAAUCUGAAGAGUUACAGGAACUCAUUCCGAAUAUAAGAGACAGAAUUUUGUUCAAAUCUGGGUUGGAACAGCUCUACAAAGUUAUAGACGAAACGUCAACGGAAGCGGCAACAACAAGUGACAUAGAUUCGAGUAAUGAUGGUAUAUCAGCGCCGUGUAGUCCAUCAGGGCGUGCGUCCAGUUUAUCCAGUGUGUCCAGCUGUAACGAGAACCCUCGAUCCGGAAAAAAUCCACGCGAAAUCGAUAUAACAACAAUUUUGAACGAUAAUAACCACGGUAAACUAGUUUUGGCACGUUUGAAAACGUGCAAGAAGCUCGACGCUACUUUUAGAUCCCAUCUAACCAAAAGUAUUGUUGAGUGGUACCUUAAGCAUAACGAAUGCAUGAAAAAGGAAGAUUUUAUGGUUAUAGCUGAAGCAAUUCAAGUCUUUAUUCCCACGGAAUUAAAGGAGACAUACUACAUACCUGGUUUGAAAUACAACAACAAAUAUAGACCUGCCAAAGGAAAACUGAUAGAUAGGUAUAAUAAUCAAAGGAGACUAUUAAAACGAGAAGGUGUUCUUGGCCGGAAAAGAAAACUUCAAAUUGAAAAUAUUGAUCAGGAACAUUCAGCAGACAUUGAAGAAGACGAGGAAACCGUUAUAUGGCUUCAGUACAACAAAGAGCCGUUUCAAGAAGUAAAAGAUAAAUGGCUGCAAACUAGAAAAUAUCGCAUACAAACAGAUUACAAAAACUCCACCAAAAAUUUGCAAGACAUAUUAAAGAAAUACCCCUUGUUAAAGCAGAGUUUUGGCUUUCAGCUUAUUGAGUUGGACUUUGAAUACAGCCAUCCUAAAAGGGGCAUCUCACUGUUUGUGAAGUUUCCAGAGUUUUUAGAAAAAGCUAAUGCUGCUUUUAUUGGCGUGAAAGUAUUUCAAGAUUUGAAGAUCCUCUUCAACAACACAACACAAGAAGACACGAAAACAUUUAUUGCUUUGUCCCUACUUUGUGGGAAACUUGUCCCGACUGUCGGCAGAUCUGAUAAUAGAAGGAACGAUAAAAACGAAAAGCGCUCGUCAAAGGAUUUGGCUGACCAAAAAAAAUAUAACAAACCGACCAUAUUAGAAUCACGUGACAGCUUGAUAUUGCAUGUGAAGACUCAGAGUGACAUUCAGAAUUGCCUUGCAACACGUCGGGAUAUCCACCUUAAGAAAGGACUCACAUGCCAACCAGUGGUAAUUUGCGUCGGGCCAGACGUCGAAAAUAUUACGGAGUUCUACGUCAAUUUUGAUGACGUCACUUACCAGCUGGAGUCUCUUUUAAAAGCUGUUGACAUUUGCUUCAAAACCUUUCAUGUAUUUGAUAUAAAAUAUCCCCGCGAGAGUAUUCAGCCGUGGAUGUUCAUACAACGGUACUUUUAUGAAAUUCACACGCCACAAGAUCAUACAUUUCCGAGUGUUGCCACUUUAAUUGCAGAUUUAAUGUAAGUUACUAUCAAUGUUUCUUUAGUGAAAAUGACGUUUAAUUGCUUUAUCUGUAAUUUCGAGUUAAAAUCCCUGAAAGGUUUGUUUUUACAUUUUGACUUGAAACAUAAUAAUUUAUCUGAAUAUAGUUGUGCACAGUCUACAUGCAACAGACGCUUUCAAAAUAUAAAAAGCUAUAAGAGACAUCUACUCAGUCACAAUAUCUGUAAGCGGGGUAAAUCUCAAUCUAAUAAUGCUACUAAUAUUAGAACACAAAGAAAUCAUACACACACACAUUGUGAAUCAAGUGAGCCGAGUAGUAGUUGUAUUCUCCACAAUGAAUCCGAACAAAAUAAUGACUUUGAAGUAACAUGUAUUGAAAAUUGUGAAACAGAAAUAUUACGAAAUGAUACGUUACCUAAUUGUGCUUUUUCACAAGUUUCAAAGCUAACCAGUUCAGACGACAUAGCUGAUACAAAUGAAAAAACCGUUUAUGAUAACAGCCAUAUUGAAAAUUUACAAAACAAAGCAUUACAAUUUGCUUUGUCCCUUUAUAGCAAUCCAAAUUUAAACAGGGCUACGGCAGCAAACAUUUUAACUGAAAUAACACAGAACAUAACUAAAGUGAUUGGUGAGACUUUAAGUCAUUACAUGUCAGAUGCUGUAAACAACAGUUCUAUUCAAGCUGUAAUUGAUGUAUGUUCCACUCCGUUUGAAAAAGUUGACACAGAAUGGAAACUUUUACAGUACUUUGAAGGAUUAGGUUGUUAUAUUAAACCCCAGCAAUAUAUAAUAGAUUCUUCUGUGAUACCAUGCUUACAAAAUGGCUCUAACAUAUUACAAACUAAAACGGCCAAAGGGACAAUGGUGUCACUGAAGGAGUUGUUUAAAUGUUUUUUUGAACUACCAUCCGUGUUUGAAUCAACUUUAACAAAUAUGGAAAAUUUACAGAGUCAAACCGGAAAGCCACUGAGCAAUUUCAUUCAAGGAUCUCUAUGGAAAUCGAAAAUUUUAGGUAGGAGUGGAAUAUUCAUCCCUUAUUUUUUAUAUUUUGAUGAUUUUGAAACGGGCAAUGCUUUAGGCAGCCAUUCAGGCAAACAGUCCAUCGCAGCCACAUACUUGAGUUUUCCAACUCUUCCGUUGGAGUAUUUAUCAUUAUUGGAAAAUAUACUAGUUGCGUCACUGUUUAACACAUCCCUAAAAAAGUUUGGUAAAGAUUCACUUUUUCAUUUACUUAUCAGUGAAUUGAAAGAUUUGGAAACAGAAGGUAUUGAUAUAGUAAUUGAAAGUAAAACACAAAAAGUAUAUUUUGUCCUUGGUUUGAUUAUUGGCGAUAACUUGGGCUUAAACUAUUUGUUAGGAUUUAGUCAAUCAUUUUCCAGUAAUUAUUACUGCAGAAUUUGUAAAACUCACAAGUCAGUAAUGUGUAAACAAACAGUUGAGUCAGUUUGUACUUUGAGAAACAAAGACAAUUAUACUAAAGAUUUAAUUUCAAAUGACCCAACCGGAACAGGCGUAUACGGAGAUAGUAUUUUCAAUACUCUUCCAACCUACCAUGUAACUGAAAAUAUGGCAGUUGAUAUCAUGCACGAUAUUUUUGAAGGUGUUUGUCAUUACGAUAUAUGCAACAUGUUAUUGCACUAUGUUCAUAGGACUAAAUUAUUUAGUUUGAGCACUUUAAACAGCCGAUUAUCAUUAUUUGAUUAUUCUGCCAAGGAAUUAGAUCAAAAGCCCGCAACGGAAAUAACCAUUGACAAUUUAAAAAAUAAAAAAUUAAAAAUGAGUGCAUCUGAGAUGUCUUGUUUCGUUAAUAUUUUACCUUUUCUUAUUGGAGAUCUCGUUCCAGAAGAUGACAGAGUCUGGAACUUAUUUUUGAACUUGUUAAAAAUUAUUGAUAUUUUGUUAAUGUCUGAAAUUGACUGUUCAACAGUAGAAUAUCUCAAAUAUUUAAUAACAGAACACCAUGAACAAUAUCUCGAAUACUUUAAUGACACGUUAAAGCCUAAACAUCAUUUUAUGAUACACUACCCUCAUAUUAUAAAACGUAUAGGACCUCUAAAGCACAUUUGGUGCAUGCGAUUUGAAGCAAAACACAAACAAUUAAAACAAACUGCUUAUAAUACAUCAUCUAAACGCAAUAUACCUCUCACUUUAAUGAUAAAACAACAGUUAAACGUUGCACAAAGAGUUCAUACUAGGCAGGGUUUCUCUGACAGACUUACAUGUGGAAGCGUUGAUAACACUACAAUGAUUCCUGAAUUAACCAACGCGACAGUAAACGGAUCUAGUAUACGUGAUAUUCGAAUAAAUUGGGUGACAAAAUAUGGCACUAUGUUUAAGCCUGGUUUAAUUUUUACCAUUUUCAAUGAGCAAGAAGUUAUAUUUUACAAAAUUGUUUAUAUACUUAAAUUAGAGCCAGCCAUUUUUUUAUUAUGUAAAGUUCUUAUUAAUAUUGGUUUCAAUGACCACCUUCAAGCAUAUCAGCUACACGAAACUAAUUGCACGAGUAAUUUUGAAUGCCUUAAAUUAGAGAACGUUACAAGUCUUCCAAUAGUUCCUCAUUUGGUGCCUAAUGGAGAUAUGUAUUGCAGGGUGAAAUAUUAAUAGUUAUACCUAUUGGGUAUUUUAUUAUGUUUAACAUAUUUCAGAAAACAAGGUUUCCUUCAAAUUAAUGUAAAGUAUGUAAUCUGAGGAGCUGAAAGUCCAACUCCAUCUGCAAAUCAUAAACCAGCUGCUUACAGUCAUAAUUCAUACAUUUUCAUAAGAUAGUGUACAUGCAGGUUCAUACAGGUUUACAUAUAAGUAGAAAUCAACUACCUCAUUUGGUACAAAAUUAUUAAUAUCUGCAAUUAAGGCGGCAUCACUCGGUUUAUGUUCUUCUCUCAAAACUCUGGCACUCUGCUUCAACAUUUAAUGUACCGUUAGAAAAUAGUACUGUUUUACAACUUUCAAACGCUAUCAUUUCUAUGUUUUAUAUAAAUUUUGGUAUAUAGGCGCCACUAUCUAUAGAGCAAUAGGGCACUUUUCAGCCGUCCUAAUAUAAGGAAAAAUAGGGGCUAUUCCCACUAGUUACCACCAAGCUGUUACCAGUGGUAACUACUGGGAUUUUUUUCUCCACCUUUUACCCUUUUUGUUAAAGUUCAAACCUAAUAAAAACAGUAUAAAUUGUAUCGUAUAAAUACAGAGUAGUUUAAUAAAUAAUGAUAUGUCCAUUAGUGUUCCAGUAAACUGCCUUAAAGUGAUAAAUAAUAGUUUGUUUUUAACUGAUUUGUAUGUUCGUCCGUAUAAUUAAUUCGAGUUACAAUUAAUAAGAUAAAUCUCAUUCAAGCGUUAAUUUCUCAUUGACUAUUUUAGUUUUUGCACUUGCACGGGUAAAACUGUUUUUAUUUUUAUUUUUAAUCACUUUUAAGGCAGUUCACUGAAACACUAAUCGGCUUAAGUAUAAUUAUUUAUUAAAGUACAAUAUAUACAGCGUGUUUGGUACAUCGUUUGCCAAAUUAAAACGGCAGAUAGGUUGAGUCAUUUGCUAUCUUCUCAGGCCUAGAAAUGUUUAAUUUGGUGCAAAAAAAAUUCUUCCCUUCUAUGACAGUUUUUCGUACUUAAAUUUCAAAUUUUUAUUUUCGUAGUUGUAAAAAAAUACCAUGGCCAAUUUUGUUUUUCUAGGUAUGAGAACAUAGCAAAUGACUCAAGCUAUCUGCCGUUUUAAUUUGGCAAACGAUGUACCAAACACCCUGUAUAUACAACAGUAUAUAUACUGUUUUUAUUAGUUGUUGAAUUUUAGUGGUAACUACUGGGAAAAAAAUCCCAGUAGUUACCACUGGUAAUUGGUGGUAACUAGUGCGAAUAACCCGAAUAAUGCAAUAACUAUAUAUUAUAUGAGAUUGAUACAUAGUUACUGCGUAUUUUAUUAGGACGGCAGCUUUGUGUAGUAAAUUUUUUAUGGCAGAAUUGCUUGUAGGGAGGUGGCUACCUUUUAGAGUGUUUUCCAUAGUAGUCUAUUUUAUAAUAAAUUAUAUAUUUUGUUAGAGCCAGCCAUGACUGAGCAAAUACUAAAUAAGAUUAAUGAAUGAUACACAUGAGUUGCGUUCUCGCGCGCGACUCCAUACUUGAAGUCGCGCCAGAUGUAUGGAGUCGCGCGCGAGAACGCAACUCAGCCCACCUACCCCAUUGCGAUUUUGUAGUCGUUUCGCAGUUGAAAUCAAGGCUCUGAACCGGUUUUUUCUUCAUACAAAAAAUACCGGUAUUAUUACGUUCUUUUUCGUUCUUUGGUUUUAUUAUUUCAUUUUUGACAAUCUAAUAAUAAGAAGUUGUUACCUAAAUACAUGAUUCAGUCCUACGUAAAGAGCAUAAAAUAAUUAAAAAUAUUGGGGCUAUUUUGGGUUUUACAAAAAACCGGUUCCGAGCCCUGAUUGAAAUGCAGUCGAGCUAUUAUAUCUUUUCGUUUUUAGAUUUGAACAUAUUUAAUCUAAUAUGCUACUAUAUAUCCCAAAAACCAUUUUGUAUUUCAUGACCCAUGUUCCGUGGGAAAAGUUGUUCAGUUUUGUGAGUACCUACUGUACUGUCACUAGGUUUCGGGUUAAGUAUACAGGGUUUUUGUAACACCUUGAAUAUAUAUUCGCACAUAUAUAUAUAUAUAUGUAUAAAGCAUCAUAAUAUGCGCGCCACCUAAACCUAAUUCGAUUUUUUUUCUACCUGUGGUAGGUUCAAUUGUUUAAGAAUAAACUUUUUGUCGUAUGAA
Molecule: messenger RNA, 6634 nt
Organism: Cydia fagiglandana
Lineage: Eukaryota; Metazoa; Arthropoda; Insecta; Lepidoptera; Tortricidae
Exons: 9
Coding region: 442-1920 (492 amino acids)
Source: RefSeq, a predicted model, not a curated record